Molecule: messenger RNA, 1020 nt
Organism: Brassica oleracea var. oleracea
Lineage: Eukaryota; Viridiplantae; Streptophyta; Magnoliopsida; Brassicales; Brassicaceae
Product: protein BOBBER 2-like
Exons: 1
Coding region: 28-1020 (330 amino acids)
Biological process (GO): protein folding
Cellular component (GO): cytoplasm
Source: RefSeq, a predicted model, not a curated record
GAAACCGUAAAAGCUCAACGAAUACCAAUGGCGACCAUCUCCGAGAUGCAGGAGGAGAAACCCUCGUUGCCGUUUAACGCAAGCUUUGACCCUUCAAACCCACUAGGGUUUUUGGAGAAAGUCCUUGGCUUUAUUGGGAAAGAGAGCGACUUUCUGUUGAAAGACACAGCGGAUAAAGAGAUCGCCAGUGCUGUUACGGCUGCGAAGAAGAGGUUGAGGGAAGCCGAGGAGGAGAAAGAGAUCUUGAAGCCCCUUGAGAAGAAGCUGAAGGAGGAGAGUGUGCCCAUUGAGGUAGAGAAGCUGAAGAAGGAAGGCUUGAAGCCUACGGAACUCAUUGAGGUAGAGAAGCUGAGGAAGGAAAGCUUGGAGCCUACGGAACCCAUUGAGGUAGAGAAGCUGAAGAAGGAAAGUUUGAAGCCUACGGAACCUAUUGAGGUAGAGAAGCCUAAGGAGAGAGAGUUCACGUUUGGUGCCAUUCCUAACAAAUGGUGGAAUGUCACGCUUGGUGAAGUUCCUAACAAAGGGAAUGGGCUUGAUUUUGAGAAAUACUCAUGGACACAGGAUCACGAGGAGGUCACAAUCACCAUCCCAGUACCUAGCGGCACCAAUCCACGGUAUGUUACCUGUGAAUUCAACACGUACCGUCUGAAAGUUUGUCUCCAAGGGGGGCAACAUACAAUCAUAGAUGGAGCACUCUUCGGUGCUGUGAAGCCUAACGACUGCUUCUGGUAUCUCGAGGAUGAAAAGGUCAUAUGGGUGCUCUUGAGAAAGCAAGGCUGGCAUGGGUGGUGGAAAUAUUGUAUGAAAGGGGAGCCUGAGAUUGACACUCAGAGAGUUGACCGGAAGAGCAGUAAACUGGAUGAUCUCGACCCGGAGACUCGCAGUAAAGUUGAGAAGAUGAUGUUUGAUGAAAGGCAGAAGCAUGAUUUGAAGAAGAAGUCCAUGUCUCAGUAUGAUUCUCUAGGAAUGUGCACAGAACGAAGGUUCAGGAUGAAUCUUACGAAUAAGCCUAAGUACUAA